AUUCAUUCUUAGUCAUCUCGGCUAGAAAUUUCCUGCUUCAGAGCUAAAGGUGAUAGUGUGGCUUUUACCUCAGAUCUCCUGCAAGUACUACAAAGAAGAAAAAAUUCUGAAUAAUUAGUCAAGAUUUCUUUCAAGUCCAAGUAAUAUUCUUGACUUUACCACAAGCAGGGGAAAUGAAGCACAUAAUCAGUCUAUAUGAAAACAUAAAUGAUACAGCAAGAAAUAAUUCAGACUGUCCUCAUGUGGUUUUGCCAGAGGAGAUAUUUUUUACAAUAUCCAUCAUCGGAGUUUUGGAGAAUCUGAUUGUCCUUCUGGCUGUGAUAAAGAAUAAGAAUCUCCAGGCACCCAUGUACUUUUUCAUUUGCAGCUUAGCCAUUUCCGAUAUGUUGGGCAGCCUGUAUAAGAUCUUGGAAAAUACCCUGAUCAUGUUCGGAAACAUGGGUUAUCUCAAGCCUCGUGGCAAUUUUGAAACCACAGCUGAUGAUAUCAUUGACUCCCUGUUCAUCCUCUCUCUACUUGGCUCCAUUUUCAGUCUGUCUGUGAUUGCUGCUGACCGCUACAUCACAAUCUUCCAUGCUCUGCAGUAUCACAGCAUUGUGACUAUGCGUCGCACUAUUGUCAUCCUGACAGUCAUCUGGACAUGCUGUAUAUGCAGUGGCAUCACCAUGGUGCUCUUCUCCCAUCACAUCCCCACAGUAAUUACCUUCACAUCGCUGUUCCCUCUGAUGUUGGUCUUCAUCCUGUGCCUCUACGUUCACAUGCUCUUGCUGGCUCAUUCCCAUGCCAGAAAGAUCUCAACACUUCCCAGAGCCAAUAUGAAAGGGGUCAUCACGUUGACCAUCCUUCUUGGGGUUUUCAUCUUCUGCUGGGCUCCCUUUGUCCUUCAUGUCCUCUUAAUGACAUUCUGCCCAAAUAAUCCUUAUUGUGCUUGCUACAUGUCUCUCUUCCAGGUAAAUGGCAUGUUGAUCAUGUGCAAUGCAGUCAUUGACCCUUUUAUAUAUGCCUUCCGGAGCCCAGAGCUUAGGGAAGCAUUCAAAAAGAUGAUCUUCUGCUGCAGGUUCCAGUAG
This is a messenger RNA of Pteropus alecto (black flying fox), 1067 nucleotides long. It is a transcript of the gene MC2R, whose product is annotated as melanocortin 2 receptor. The record is from RefSeq and is a predicted model, not a curated record. Gene Ontology annotation, molecular function: corticotropin receptor activity. Gene Ontology annotation, biological process: G protein-coupled receptor signaling pathway. The transcript has 2 exons. Gene Ontology annotation, cellular component: membrane. NCBI's taxonomy places the organism in Eukaryota, Metazoa, Chordata, Mammalia, Chiroptera, Pteropodidae. The coding region runs from base 174 to 1067 and encodes 297 amino acids.